Messenger RNA from Protopolystoma xenopodis, 222 nucleotides. The record is from the annotation of a GenBank genome assembly. Lineage: Eukaryota; Metazoa; Platyhelminthes; Monogenea; Polystomatidea; Polystomatidae.
AGUGUGCAAUCUUGCUCUGAUGAUGUCUGUCAGGGUGGUACAGAUGAAAGCUUGGCACAGUUUCAUCGGGGUCGCAGGACGGUGAGGCGAGGACUUCUUGGCACAAUCCUGCUUCGGUUUCCGGUGCGACGACAUCACGACUUCCUUCCAACCAAAUUUUUCUUCGAAAUGGCCACUCAUGCCACAAUACUUCGUCUGUUAGCCUUUGUCACCAUCUGUUAG